Molecule: messenger RNA, 1756 nt
Organism: Oreochromis aureus
Lineage: Eukaryota; Metazoa; Chordata; Actinopteri; Cichliformes; Cichlidae
Product: sarcoplasmic reticulum histidine-rich calcium-binding protein-like
Exons: 6
Coding region: 184-1092 (302 amino acids)
Molecular function (GO): calcium ion binding
Source: RefSeq, a predicted model, not a curated record
UCUGUGAGCACACUUCUUUUCAAACAGUCUCUCGGGAGCCUGGGAAAAAGACCUGAACACUGCCUAAAUCUGCUGCGCCUUUAGCAGCUUUUUGUCUUCCAUCGACUGUUUUGGUUUUUGGUGGAAGAAUAAAGUAACCAGAAUAAGACCGUCUUCAAGUUCCAAAGCUGCAUUUCUCCCAAGAUGGCACCUGUAAAAUUUUGGGUGGUAGGUCUCCUGCUUGUGAUGCUGUGCUCAUCCCAGGUCCCUUUCUCUGCUACUGUAAGUGCCCAAGACUUGAACGAACUGGAGGAAAGCCUCCAUGAUAGAAAUGCUGAGGAGGCUGAAGCUGAAGAAAGUGAAAUGGCUGAGGUUGGUGAAGGGAAUGAAGAAAAAGAUGAAGACUCAGAUGAUGAUGAGGUAGAGACUGAUGAAAAGGUGGAAGAAGAACAGGAGGAUGAGAAGGAGACAGCAGAGGAGGAAGAUGACAAUGCUGAUAAUGAGGAAGAAGAUGAUUCUGAGGAGAACGGGGAAGUUGAAAAGGAAGAAGGUGGUGAGGGUUCAGAUGAGGAUGAUGCAGAAGAGGAAGAAUAUGAAGAAGAAUAUGCAGCAGAGGAGGAUGAAGAGGAAGAGGUGGAGGCAGAUGCAGAUGAGGAGGAGGAAGUCCCAGCUAAUAAUGAGGAAGACGACAAGAAGGAAGCAAGGCAAGAGGGUGAUGAUGAAAAAACUCAAGGAGAGGAUGUAGAUGAGGAAGAAGCUGACAGUGCUGAAGAGGAUACACAUGAGGAUGACUCUGAAGAUGAAGAUGAUGAGUCUGAAGGUAAAGACACAAAGAACAACCAAGGUGACUCAGAUGAAGAGGAGGGAGUUACUGACACUCCACAGUUCCACUCUGGAUCUUUGUGUAGUGUUUGCUCCAUUUGUGAGCGUUGCUCUAAUGACUGUGCCAAGUGCCCGUGUGAGGAAGGAGAUGAGUCUGAUCACUGCGAGCACUGCCAAGGUUGUUCAACUUGCUACAUUUGUCCCAUUCUUUGUGACACAGUUUGCACACCGGGUGGUCUUGUUGAUGAGCUGACUGGAUCCCUCUUUCAGACUGUUGCCUCUCUGCUCUGAGCUCCUUGGGAAUUAUGUCCAUUUGCUUUAAUGUGAAACUGCUCACCAGACUUCACCACAUCCCACACAAACUUUCUAUGAAUUUUGCAAACAAAAGCAAAGACAUAUUUAUGUUUUAAAUGAUACUUAAAACUCUCCUGUAAGAGAUGAUUUCUUCUUUUCACUCUUUCUCCCCUUUUUUGUCUUUUCAUUAUUUCUACCAAAGUCCCAAAAUUUGAUAAAGUAAUCUUUUUACUUAUGCCAAAGACAUUAUGUGAUUGUAAGGUUUUGGAGUUUUUCUAACUGUAGAUUUAGGAAUUUGGGGAAUUAUUCUUCUUUUAUUGCGAGAAAGGGCACAAUUUGACAUUUAGCUUCACAAUUACAUAUCGAAUUGAAAAACAAAAAUAACUAUUCUGGUUUCAGAGAUCCAGCUGGAUCUAGAGACACAGUUUGUGCAUGGUGUUAAUGGAACGCACACACAGACACACACACAUGCAGGCAUGCACACAGACAUAUAGGAGCUUGUCAUGAAUCAUGCAGUCAAAAAAGAUAUAUAAAAUAUAUACAUUACCAGUCAAACGUUUGGACACACCUUCUCAUUUAAUGGCUUUUCUUUAUAUUCAUGACUAUUUACAUUGUAGAUUGUCACUGAAGGCAUCAAAACUAUAAAUGAACACAUGGAAUC